Messenger RNA from Ramularia collo-cygni, 435 nucleotides. Its product is annotated as probable protein GOT1. Bases 1 to 435 code for a protein of 144 amino acids. Gene Ontology annotation, biological process: endoplasmic reticulum to Golgi vesicle-mediated transport; retrograde transport, endosome to Golgi. The transcript is spliced from 2 exons. Gene Ontology annotation, cellular component: Golgi membrane; endoplasmic reticulum; Golgi cis cisterna. The record is from RefSeq and is a predicted model, not a curated record. NCBI's taxonomy places the organism in Eukaryota, Fungi, Ascomycota, Dothideomycetes, Mycosphaerellales, Mycosphaerellaceae.
AUGCCCACCUUAUGGCUCUCAGACAGCCAAAAAAUCGGCGUAGCCUUCUGCACAGGCGGCGGCUUCUUCCUCCUCUUCGGCCUAAUCCUCCUCUUCGACCGCGCCCUCCUAGCAAUGGGAAACAUCCUCUUCCUAAUCGGCAUAACCCUCCUGCUCGGUCCUCAACGCACCUUCAUCUUCUUCGCGCGGAAACAAAAAUGGAAAGGCACAUUAGCUUUUUGGUCGGGGAUUUUACUCAUUUUGUUGCGCUGGCCGUUGGUAGGGUUUGUGGUGCAGUGUUAUGGGAUGUUUAUUUUAUUUGGGGAGUUCUUUAAGACGAUUGCGGGGUUUGCGUAUAAUGUUCCUGUUGUCGGGCCGUUUUUGGCUAAAGGGUUGAAUGCUGCGGGCGAUAAGGCUGGGGCUGAGGAGAGGAGGCAUAAGGAUUUACCUGUUUGA